CCCAAACGCUCCCCCAUUCCGUCCACUCCCCUCUCUCCCCACCAAGCACCAGCCCACGGAUGCGGUCGCGACCACCGCGGCAAGGUCGAAUCCAUGGCUAGAGCUAGCAGAAGCAGAAGCAGAAGCCGCGGGCUCGGCGCUUGAGCCCUCGAUCCUCGGGGGUCCCGGUUCCUUCUCCCUGCAUUGAUCGCGUCACUCGACGCGAGAAGGCGAGCAAAGAGGGGAAAAAAAGGAGGAUCCUUUCCCGUGUUUCUUCUGUCGAUUCUGCGGUUCUUUGCAAGUGGCAAUGAGGCGGCAUGGGUGGCAGCUCCCGUACCACCCUCUCCAGGUGGUGGCCGUGUCCGUCUUCCUGGCGCUGGCGUUCGCGUUCUACGUCUUCUUCGCACCCUUCGUCGGGAGGAAAGUGUUCCAGUACGUGGUCAUGGGGCUAUACACUCCGCUGGUAUUAUGUGUCUUCUUUCUAUACAUCUGGUGUGCCGCAGCAAACCCAGCAGAUCCAGGGGUCUUCAAAUCAAAGAAGUAUCUGAGCUUGUACGGAAGCGGCAAACACAAGCAUCUGAAGGAAUCCAGAAAGACUUCUUCAGAUGCUCGGUUACAAAUAGAGGGAACUAGAGAAAAACAAGAGCAUGAGGUCGCAGCAUCUAGCGAGAGGUCAAUUACUCAAUACAAGGACAAUAAUCCAUCUUGCUUGAGUUCAACCCUCUCUCCUUCUCUCCUUCUAUUCUACCCUCUCUCUUUUGUUUUCUCCUGCUGCCAACCACAUGAAAGUUCCUCUGAGCAGCAAGCCACCGAGGAAGGGAUGUUUUUCUGCAGCCUAUGUGAAGUUCAGGUGUUGAAGUAUAGUAAGCAUUGCAGAGUUUGUGACAAAUGUGUUGAUGGUUUUGAUCAUCACUGCAGGUGGCUCAACAAUUGCAUUGGAAGAAGAAACUAUAGAAGGUUUUUUAUUCUAAUGUCAACUGCCGUUAUCUUGCUUAUCCUACAAUCAGCAAUUGGAGUAUUGGUGCUAGUGCUAUGCUUUGUUGAGCGAAAGGAAUUCUCUAUGCAAAUUGUUUCAAAGCUUGGAAGCAGCUUCUCUGUAGUGCCUUUUGUUAUUGUGGUGGCAUCAUGUACCAUCCUAGCCAUGGUCGCUUCACUGCCUGUUGCUCAACUUCUUUUUUUCCACAUUCUUCUGAUCAAGAAGGGAAUCAGUACCUAUGACUACAUCAUUGCCCUGCGAGAGCAAGAGCAAGAUGAUCUGAGUGGGCAGCAGAGUCCACAGAUGUCUCGUGUAAGCUCCUACACCGGACUCAGCAGUGCUAGUUCCUUUGGUCCACUUCGUCGUGGUUCAUGGUGCACUCCGCCAAGGCUGUUUCUUGAGGAUCAGUUUGAUGUUAUUCCAUCGGAGGCUGCUUCUUCGCAUAAUUCUGCUACGAAGAGGAAAGAAGACCAGGGGAAGAGGAAAAAGGGCUCAGGGGCCGUGAAAAUAAGCCCAUGGGCAUUAGCUCGUCUUAACGCUGAAGAAGUUUCGAGGGUUGCUGCAGAGGCACGGAAUAAGUCCAAAGUUUUAGUGCCAAUCAGAAAAGAUGACUAUUCACGAGGCCACGAAACAGAUAGUAGCUAUGGAGGCACCAGCAGUGGUAGGAUCGAUCUAGGACCCGAUAGCAAGAGGAGAACAAACAGAAGAGGAAGACAGCCCAGUGAUCUCUUUCUCAAACCUGUUGCAAAGAUAUCUACAGAUGCUAUUGAUUCUGCCAGCAGCGACAUGUCCAAUUUAGCACCAUUGCAACUUGAGGCACGGAGCGCCUUCCAUCCCAGCAGGGCUGCAUCCUCUGUGAAUGUUGGUGGGUCAUCUCCAGAUAGCAGCUUGGAUUCGCCUGACCUGCAUCUGUACAGAGUCUCAGCUGUCUCAUCGUCUGGAGCCGAAGACUUGCAGCUGACAGCUCUCACUGCUCCAGGAAGCACUUCACAUCAAGGGAUUCAACUGUCGAGAUCGACCAGCGAUGGGUAUGAAGCGUCAGGGGGUGAAGACAGCGACCGCAUUCCGUCACAGAUAGUGCACCGCUCGUCAAACUGGGCAAGCAUCAUCCUCAACUCUGACCAGAGUGCGUCCUCGUCUGGCAUUCUUGUGCCGAAGAACAGAUUGUCCUGAAUUCAGAUAAAUGAAGAUUGUAAAUGAUCAACCAAGAACGGGAGGUUCCAGUAUCUGAGCUUUGUUUUCAAUGUCGAAUCUUGUUGCAGGGAUGGCUUGAUACUGCGCAAAUCAUUAAUUUUUUUAUUAGUUUCUGAAUCGCUAGGUAGGCAAGUGUCUGAAUUUCUUCCGUGGGGUGUUCAGGUGCUUGUAAUUUUGCUGUCAGACGACAAUGAACUGAUUUGUUUAGAGGUUGGUACCUUGGAUCAAAUGCCUGAUUAGUUGGUGAUUGUUCUUGUGGUUGACUUGUCGGCUCUGACGGCAUGUACUUAUAUGCUGCAAUAGGCAACGAGCAUUCAGAAAGUACUACAUCCAUCCUAGAAAAAAAUGCCAUUAUAGAAGACUGUAAUAUUUUAGUAU
This is a messenger RNA of Zea mays, 2527 nucleotides long. Its product is annotated as putative protein S-acyltransferase 22. Gene Ontology annotation, biological process: peptidyl-L-cysteine S-palmitoylation; protein targeting to membrane. The coding region runs from base 287 to 2128 and encodes 613 amino acids. The transcript is spliced from 9 exons. Lineage: Eukaryota; Viridiplantae; Streptophyta; Magnoliopsida; Poales; Poaceae. Gene Ontology annotation, cellular component: endoplasmic reticulum; Golgi apparatus. The record is from RefSeq and is marked validated. Gene Ontology annotation, molecular function: protein-cysteine S-palmitoyltransferase activity.